This is a messenger RNA of Clarias gariepinus (North African catfish), 3389 nucleotides long. Its product is annotated as zinc finger protein 883-like. The record is from RefSeq and is a predicted model, not a curated record. The coding region runs from base 464 to 2542 and encodes 692 amino acids. NCBI's taxonomy places the organism in Eukaryota, Metazoa, Chordata, Actinopteri, Siluriformes, Clariidae. Gene Ontology annotation, molecular function: protein binding; histone methyltransferase activity. The transcript is spliced from 5 exons.
CUCUCUGGAGCUCAGUAACACUCUUACUUGUUAUUCUACACUACACACUAUCUCGUGCACUAAAGGAACAUCAGGGGUUUGGGAUUUAGCAUGUGUCUCAGAUUAUUUAGUCACCAUUAUUUCACUAGUAAUCGGUGAACCUAUAGGUUUUUAUGUGUAUAUACAGUGUAAUAUUAAAGAAGAAUUAAAAGAUAAAUAAUUAUACAUUUAAUGUCCUUUAAAUCCAUUCCAGACAGUAUAAACUGAUGGUAAGUAACCUGAAGAGAAAUGUGAGGAAUAACACACAAUGAGUCAUGCUGUUGUACAGAAAUAAUCAAUGCUGGGGUGAGUUAUUUCCACAUAAAAGCAGAAAGUGUUUUAUUCCCCACAGGGAUCUGCCUAUGAUUACAAUUAUAAUAUUAUGAAUGAAUCCUUGUAGGUUUUAUUAAUUUAAUUUAAUUUUAUUUGUACAGAAAAUGUAUUAAUGAUGUUACUACCACAAGAAAACUUAUCAUAUGUCCUUAUCAGAAAUGCUGAAUGGAGAGUCUGUGAGGUCUGCAAGUCUUUCUUUUUCAACAAAUGUGAGGUUCAUGGUUCUCCCCUCUUCAUCCCUGAUACCCCUGUCCCUAUGGGGGUUCCUGACCGAGCCAGACAAACUCUUCCUCCUGGAAUAGAGAUUCAGGAGUCCGGUAUUCCUAAUGCAGGACUUGGAGUGUUUAAUUAUGGGCAGACUGUUCCAGUAGGUGCACACUUCGGACCCUACCAGGGAGAGCUGGUGGACAGAGAGGACGCCAUGAACAGUGGGUACUCCUGGGUGAUACGCAGGAGCAGUCAGUGUGAAGAAUACAUUGAUGCCAAAAGAGAAAUGUCUUCAAAUUGGAUGAGGUUUGUGAAUUGUUCACGUAAUGAGGAGGAACAGAAUCUCGUAGCAUUUCAGUAUCGAGGGGGAAUUCUGUAUCGAUGCUGUCAACCUAUUUACCCUGGCCAGGAGCUCUUGGUGUGGUUUGACGAGGACUAUGCCAAAGACCUCUGUCCUGUGUUUGAAGUCCUCUGGAACCAAAAGUGUUCCUCCAAUGAAGUAAACAAUGCCCUGUUGCAAGUCUUUUCCUGCUCCAUAUGUCCUCUUUCCUAUGCAUCUCAAAUUUACCUAGACAAACACAUUCAGAGAUGCCACUCUGAAGAGUAUGGGAGACUGCAGGAAUCAAGAGAGAUUAAACAUAAGCUUCAGAUUCCCUCCCAUAGCUCCAGUAGUCAGCCAACAUCAUCUUAUACUUUUAGUUCUGGCACAUCUUACAAUGAUAUACAGAAAGAAAUUCACAACUGCUUAGACUGCGGAAAGACUUUUGGUCAUCAGAAUGCUCUAAAAACACAUCGCCGCAUUCACACCGGAGAGAAGACUCAUCAUUGCUCAGAGUGUGGCAAGAAUUUUACUCGUCAGAGUACUCUCUUAGUCCACCAGCGCAUUCACACAGGAGAGAAGCUUUUUCACUGCUCACAGUGUGGCAAGAGUUUUACCCGUCACAGUACUCUCCAAGGCCACCUGCGUAUUCACACAGGAGAAAAGCUGUAUCAAUGUUUGCAGUGUGGAAAGAGUUUUACCUGUCAUAAUCAUCUCCAAAGACACCAGCGCAUUCAUACAGGAGAGAAGCCAUAUAGCUGCUCACAGUGUGGGAAGAGUUUCAGUCAACAGAGUCAUCUUCAACAACACCAGCACAUUCAUACAGGAGAAAGACCUUAUCACUGCUUACAGUGCGGAAAGAGUUUUAAUCAACAGAAUCAUCUCCAAAAACACCAGCGCAUUCACACAGGAGAGAAGCCGUAUCAUUGUUUACAGUGUGGGAAGAGUUUUACUCACCAGAGCUCCCUGUAUAAACACCAGCACAUUCACACUGGAGAAAAGCCAUACCAGUGCUUACAGUGUGGAAAGAGUUUUACCCACCAGAGCUCUCUGUAUAAACACCAGCUUGUUCACACAGGAGAGAAGCCGUAUCACUGCUCACAAUGCGGAAAGGAUUUUAAACAACAAAGUCACCUUCGAAUACAUCAGCGUAUUCACACAGGAGAAAAGCCGUAUCAGUGCUCACAGUGUGGGAAGAAUUUUAAUCAACAGAGUCAUCUCCGAAUACAUCAGCGCAUUCACACAGCAAAAAAGAAGCACCACUGCUCACAAUGUGCAAAGAGUUUUACUCAUCAACGUUCUUUUCAACUACACCAGCGCAUUCACAUAGGAAAGAAACCGUUUAUUUGCUUAAAGUGUGAAAAAAAAUUUAUUCAUAAGAUAAAUCUUCAACGACAUCAGAGAAUUCACACAGGAGAGAAGUCUUAUAUCUGCUCAAAGUGUGGAAAGCGUUUUACUCACAAGAUAAAUCUUCAACGACAUCAGCGUGUUCACACAGGAAAGAAUAUAUGUUUAAAGUGUGGGAAAAGUUUUUAUCAUAAGAAAAAUCUUUGUCUGCACCAGCGCAUUCACACAGGAAAGAAACCAUUUUUUUGCUUUAGGUGUGGAAAACGUUUUUCUCAUAAGAUAAAUCUUCAGCGACACCAGAGCAUUCACACAGGAUAGACUCCGUACCAGUGGUUAUGGAUGGAAAGCUGUUCAUUCGAAAGGGUGAUCUACUUCACCAGCACAUUUACACAGAAAAGAAAGUAUUUUACUGACCCGAGUAGUCACCAAAGGCAUCCGAGAAUUCAAGUCUCUGUACAUUCUAACUGUUUCUAUGAUGUAAUCAACACAGUCUCUAUACAACUUUACAUCACCAUUGCACUCUAAAUUUAUUUUAACAGAACUACAAAGCCUUAUGCUAGGGUGCUCUACAACUUUGCAUCAGAGUUGGCCGGGGUAAGUUAUCCCCCAAAAACGUGUUAAAACAGCAGCCUGUUACAUCCCAGUAAAUUAACAAAUCGCAGGAAGCACCUAAAUUUGCCAUGAAAUGUUGCCAAAUCUACAAAAAAGCACUUUUUGUUUUUCAGUAGAAAGGGAAAAGUUGGAAAUUUGGCUUUAAAGAUUUUUUAAAUACCCCUUUUGCUUACAUCUAAGUCUUUAUAAAUAGUUCUAACUGUUAAUUUGAAAGUUAUUUAAAAACAUAUUUCAUGCAUUGAAAAACAGCUCACAUGGACAGCAUUGUAAAUAAUUUAUAGGAGUGUUUGGUAAUCAUGAAAAAUUCUGAAAUGUCGAUUCCUACACAUAAUACGACUAAUUUAAACUUUGAUCAUUGCUCUCCAGGAUGCAGAUGUAAUGUUUAAUCACCUGGAAUGAUUCACAUCCACAAUCCUAGUGCAAAAAUAUUAACAUUUUAUGAAUAAGAAGGCAUGUAUUUACAGUUUAGGGCACUGCUUUUUACAGGAGCAGUCCUGGACUUUUUGUCCCUUUUUUUUGUUCUCAUCCUCCUCACACAAGCACUGAUGAAGGC